Messenger RNA from Sturnus vulgaris (Common starling), 2510 nucleotides. NCBI's taxonomy places the organism in Eukaryota, Metazoa, Chordata, Aves, Passeriformes, Sturnidae. The record is from RefSeq and is a predicted model, not a curated record.
UUAAAACUUUCUCCUGUUAUGUGAGUGGCUUCAAGCCCUACUUUUGCAGUUACAUACAACCUGUGGAAGUUGGUUGCUUGAACAAUUGUAGGCAAAAAUCUGCUCUGAAGCUUCAAAUAUUGUUUGACCUUUGUCCUGUCUCAGUAACUGGGCAAAUACGGGUGAAAGUGUUAUCUAGAGGAUGCCUUUUGCUGUUUUACUUCCCGUUUAAAGUGCAGUGUCAUGGUGAAGCCUGCUCUGCUCCUGCUAAUGUUUCUGGCACUUCAACAAGGAUGUUGGUGUUCCGUUUGUCAGUGAUGAUCAAGCUUUUCUUCCAGUUGGAUGCAUCUAUUUGUCCUGAGAAGUGUGACUGCUCUUCAAAAAAUGCUAUUUAUUGCUCUGGCCCCCACAUAAAAGACCUGGGAUUGUUAAAUCUGCCUUGCAACAUGACAGAAGUUCACAUAACAAAUGCUAACAUAUCAUACUUGCAGGACGUUUUUGCUAGGAUGGUGGAACUGCAACAUCUCAUCCUGUCUUCAAACAACAUCGCUCUGGUUUCACCAAAGGCUUUUAAAGGCUUGGGAAGGCUAAAAGUCCUCAAACUGUUAGAUAAUAAGCUGGUUGAACUUCCCCCAGAAGCAUUUGAUGACAUGGUGCAGCUUCAGCAACUGAUCAUCGAAAAUAACAGGCUGAAAUCCAUCGAGGAAAACCUGUUUGACAAACUGGCUAGUUUGCAGGAGCUUUUCUUGAACAAAAACCAACUAACAGCACUUCCCAGUGAUGUGAUGAAGAAACUCACCCAACUCAGAGUACUGAACUUGUCAAGAAAUUACUUAGCAGCACUGCCUAGAAAUAUAUUUAGUGCAUUAACCAGGCUUGAGAAGCUGAUGCUGUAUAUUAAUAGGCUGUCUUUAAUAGAGUCUGGUAUGUUUGAUAGCCUGAAGGAGCUGCAGGAGCUUUUUCUGCAUUCCAAUAACAUCCAUUCCAUUGCCCCUGAUGCAUUUCAUUGUCUUCGUAAACUAAGAACCCUGACACUCUCCAGAAACAGGCUUCAGGUUUUGCCUUCUGGGCUUUUUUUGCACUUGCAUGACCUGUCUAAACUGACCUUGUACAGGAACCCACUGAAGUCUCUUCCAGAAGUAUUGUUUGGAGAGAUGAGGCAUCUUGGUAGCCUAUGGCUCUAUCACACAAAGCUCUCAACAAUACCAGACUUUGUCUUCAGUAACUUGACAAAUUUAGAGCUUCUUGUGCUGAGUUUUAACCCGGAGCUUACGGUUCUUCCUAGGAAUGCAUUCAGUGGCCUGAAUGAACUGCGGGGCCUUUCUCUCCAUACAAGUAAUAUUUCCAAUUUGCCAGAGGGAAUCUUUCUGAGCCUUCAGAAACUGCAGAACAUUUCCCUUUUUGAUACAAAGCUUGAGGUUCUUCCUAGAAACCUCUUUCGUAAUCUCAAGCACCUCCAGAAAGUUUACCUGAAUAGUAGUAAUCUGCAGUCUCUUCCUGCAGACUUCUUUACUGCUUUACCUGAGCUGGAAGAAGUUGUCCUUGAUGACAACCCUUGGAAAUGCGAUUGCCAAAUUCUUGGCUUCCGAGAAUGGCUCCAAAAGAGUACAACAAUAGUUAAAAAUGUGCAAUCUCUAAUGUGCCACAGCCCAAUGGCACUGCAGAAUAUUUCUCUUGUGUCUCUAAGCAUUGAUGACCCAGAGUGCCUGCCAACCACAGCUAUGACAUAUCAGACAUUCAGCUCAACUUAUUGCCAGACUUCAACAUCUGCUGUGACAGAGCCCUUCACAUCAUCUGGGGACACUGCUGUAACAGUGCUAUCUGACAUGGAAACUAUCAGCACACCCACAUCAAUUCCUCCUGCAACUCCAGAUUUUAUCUACUCCCAUGUUGAAGGUGUUGGACAACCUGGGUUACAUUUCUCAGAUGUUCCAGUUCAAACUUCUCCCAGCAUCAUAGCACAAACCAACAGUGUCAGAGGGACAGAUUUAACUACUCUCGUCUGGUGGGAUGAGUUUCCAGCCCUCAGAAGUGCUAAACCCUAUUCUAAUACCAGAGUUACUUAUUGCCAACUAUUCUUGUGUGUUCACAGUUUGAUUUUAACGCUCCAGACUGUAGUCAUUGUGCUCAGUCUAUAUGUGAUGGGUAACACCAGGCAACUCUUGCACUCCAGAAAUUUUCCUGCUCAGCCUGUAGUUCUGAUAAGAAUAUUAAGAAGAUAGAGAAAUCCAGCCCAAGAAAGAACUGGAAGUGUUGCUUUGGAUACUUUUUGAACAUUUGAGCAGUUAAUACUUGAUUCAGAUCUGGAUUACAAAUUUUUAUAGUAAAGACCAUAAGGACCUUGUCUUUAUAUCAUAAUGGAAAUUAGUUUUAUGCACCCCACAGCAUUUCCCAAGAGUGGCUGUAAUCACUAUAACUUGAUACAGCACUUGGUGCAUGAACCCAGAGGGCGAGAUGAAAGUGUUUGUGGUCACCUCUACCUACAUGUGUGCUGUGGGUUUCCUGCCUGCUGAGUGCAGCCCUGGCCCUGC